GAAUUUCCAUGCAGUGUUGUAGGACCUUUAGUGUUUACAUUUUCGUGAUUAUUUUAUUUAUACGCGAUGUGUUGUUUUAAGUAGUUUUGGAAUAAGGGGAAACAUAAUUUUAUGAACAUGGCUAGCAACAUAGCACUAGAUAACGUCCAAAAAUCCCAUUGCCGUUUUUGUGCCGAAAACAAAGCCGAAAACGAGCUGUACGUUUUGACAAGGAACGAAGAAUUAAAUGAUCGAAUCAUGAAGAUCAUUGAAUCCCUAAAAAUUGAUUUUGUUGAUUUAACUAAUAAUAAACUGCCAAGAUGCGUUUGCAGAGGGUGUUACGCCUUUUUAGAAACGGCAGAUGAUUUUUUUACGAAAGCGAGAAAUUCUCAACCCCUUUUGAGUGCAAUGUACGAGAAGGAAAAUAUUCCCGAAAUGACCGUUGAAGUCAAAACCGAAUCGUUCGACAUUGAAACCGAAGAUCUAUGCGAAGACGCCGAUGUCGAGAGGAGGAACAACAAUGAAGUUAUCGAUGAUCUCAAUGUUAAUGAAUUACAGAUUACACCACAGCCGCUGGUUGACGUCUUUGUGUAUUCGUGGAAAUCGUACAAGUGGAAAUGCUUACAUUGUUCUGUUGCUUUUGACUCGAUGAACGACUUGAGGAACCACAGUAAAUUUGACCAUAAGAAAUGCUUUGGUUUUAAAUGCGCAGACUGCGAUGAGAGAUUUAACACGUUCAGUACGUUUAUCGAGCAUGUUAGAGGGCAUCGGGAAGACCUUAGGUAUAUUUUUAUUUAUUACAAGCGGCCCGCUCCGGCUCCGCUCGGGUCUUUAACAAAAACUUCAACGAUAUUUGACGGUGUUUUAUUUUUUAAAAUAAAAGAACACUCAUUGCGCAAUAACUAUAAUAGUUAGCCAUAUGCUGUCGCGACACUUUUUGUAAAUAAUAAUGUGUUCUACAGUCGUAGUGCAUUAUUUUAUUCUAUCAUCAAUAGUUUUUUCGCAGGGCAAGCGAUGUAAAGAAUAUUUUAGAAAUUACUGUCCGUAUUGCAACAAGAGGUUCGACGACGCCGGCCAAUGUAUCGCGCAUUUAACCGAGCACGGGAUCAGCGAGGCCACAACCUGCCCCUACUGCGGCGAGAUAUUCCCUGCGACAGACCUCCUAGACACCCACAAGUCCAUAUACAAGAUGGUUGAGAUCCCUGAAGCCGUGACCGCAGCGCCGACCAAGGAGCGCCCUCCAAAAGUUGAGUACAAAAUUCGCAAGGGCUGGAUGAGGUAUAAGUGGACUUGCCAGGAUUGCUUCAAGGGCUUUGAAGGUGUCGUGCCUCUGAGGGCUCACGUGCAGAAAGAGCACAAGAAAUGCUUCGCCAUAAAGUGUAUGGACUGCAACAGAAACAUGAGGAACUAUGCCAAGUUCGUAGAGCACGUCCACCAGCACCAGCCGUCUCUGAAAGAGUUCUGUCAGUUCUGCAACAAAAGAAUUCCCAGCGAGAAGAAGUUGAAGGCCCACAUCGAGGAGCACACGUCGGGUCCGCAGGCGCCGUGCUACGGCUGCGGACAGAUCUUCGAAGACAACAAGAUCUUGAAGAAGCACAUGCUUGAAUAUGACGCCCCCGCGCCGCCCAAAGCGCUGCAAGGGCGGGACAGGUCCUGCGACCAGUGCGGCAAGGUGCUGGCCACGCCGGCCCGCCUCAGGACCCACAAGCUCACCCACGACCCUGACAGGCCGCGCAGCUUCAUCUGCGACGUCUGCAACAAGGGCUUCCAGAGCAAAGAGAAUUUGCGAUGCCACAAGAGACUACACGGGACUAAGCGGCACGUUUGCCGGAUCUGCCAGCGGGCCUUCUCCCUGCAGCUGGCGCUGCUGGAGCACCUGUCCAAGCACAGCUCGUUCAAGCAGUUCGAGUGCGACCACUGCGGCAAGAGGUUCUGGUCGAAGAACCGGCUGAGGCCGCACCUCAAGUGCCACGAGGAGGUCAAGCAGUUCGUCUGCAAGACCUGCGGGAAGGGGUUCAGGUUCAACAACCUGCUGGUCGCGCACGAGCGCCAGCACACGGGCACGAGGCCGCAUGUGUGCGCGCUGUGCCGCCGCGCCUUCACCAUCAGGCCGCUGCUGAACAAGCACAUGGUGGCGGUGCACGGCACCACGCUGGUGCAGCACGAGGCAGCCACUAGGACCAGCAGGGACCAGGGGCGCUCCAAAUAAAGGGGUUCAUGUUCGCGAGCUUGUCUUUGUUACUUCCUACUCCCAAAUGAAUGAAUGAAUGACAGAAAUGAAUGAAUAAAUGAAUGAAUGAAUGAAUUAUUUUAUUUCAGACAACAACAAGUCCAUAUGUGUACAUAGUAUCAUUGAAACAUACUUUAAAUUAACAAAACCAAUCAAAAAAGAUACAUUUACUAAAAAUAAUUAUUAGUUGAAUACAUUUCAAAUAUUCCAUUCAACUGAUACUUACUUCGAACCAACCAUUAUUAUCUAUAUAUUAAUACGUGAAUCAAAAACUUUGUAUCCCUUUUUACGAAAAUUGCGCGGACGGAGGAGUAUGAAAUUUUCCACACUUAUAGAGAAUAUAGAGAAGAAGUGCACAAUGCUAAUAUUUUUUUAAAAUAAUGCAUAAAAGAUACAUUAAAUCAAUAAAGAAAACAUUACACAUACUACAUACCAUGUAUUUGACGCACACACGCAUACAUACUAUUUAUUUAUUGUCAAACUUUUGUUCUUGACGUCUGUUGUCAAAUUGAGAAUAGAUUAAAUAUUGUUUGUCUUUGUUAAUAUUUUUUUAUAGUGUAGUCUUGGCGAAAUUUGUGAUUAUAGAAGUAUAAAAUACAAUCAUAAUAGUGUACAAACUUAGAAUUCCAAUUAAUUAUAGUCGAAUUUCGACUACUGCGGGAUCUCUAGUUAUUAUUUAGUCCGCAAGUGAACCAUGAUGCAAUGGUUCAAGUACCGACAAUCAUGUCAUAAAGUAAUGUAAUUACACAUAAAUAAAUAUAAGUUAACGUA
This is a messenger RNA of Bombyx mori (domestic silkworm), 2980 nucleotides long. RefSeq names its product zinc finger protein 615. The record is from RefSeq and is a predicted model, not a curated record. Gene Ontology annotation, molecular function: DNA-binding transcription activator activity, RNA polymerase II-specific; RNA polymerase II cis-regulatory region sequence-specific DNA binding; zinc ion binding. Bases 929 to 2188 code for a protein of 419 amino acids. NCBI's taxonomy places the organism in Eukaryota, Metazoa, Arthropoda, Insecta, Lepidoptera, Bombycidae. Gene Ontology annotation, cellular component: nucleus; chromosome. The transcript has 3 exons. Gene Ontology annotation, biological process: regulation of transcription by RNA polymerase II.